Molecule: messenger RNA, 3755 nt
Organism: Melanotaenia boesemani (Boeseman's rainbowfish)
Lineage: Eukaryota; Metazoa; Chordata; Actinopteri; Atheriniformes; Melanotaeniidae
Gene: mier2
Product: mesoderm induction early response 1, family member 2
Exons: 13
Coding region: 336-1787 (483 amino acids)
Biological process (GO): negative regulation of transcription by RNA polymerase II
Cellular component (GO): nucleoplasm
Molecular function (GO): transcription corepressor activity; histone deacetylase binding
Source: RefSeq, a predicted model, not a curated record
AACUGAGUUGUGGCACAGCCGCUGUUGCUGAAUCGUUGCAGCAAUAAACUGAGCUGUACAGAAGAGUAGACCUACAACAUCCGGGCAAUAGCAAGCUUGCGCAGAAACGGAAUGGCGGAGGAAUCUUAUAUUAUUCACAGCUCAGUCAACCAAACUGAAGAAGACCUGUGAUAAAUGGAUGACACUGUGCACCAGUGCCCUGGUGAGUGAAAAGCAUCUGAACACGAGUGGGAAAGUUGCGGCCUAGUGAAGAGUGCAGCGAUGAGGGCCCUCUGCAGAGGAAGCUGCAGAUGUAACAAGUCUUAGAGGAACUGGAGCAGAAGAGUCCUUGCUCCAUGAAGAUGGCAGCAAAAUCCCACACUGCCAGUGAGCCUUCUUUGGAGGAGCUGCUGGCUUUGUACGGUUACACUGUUCCAGAUCCAGAGAAGGAGACCUGCCUUAUGGCUGCCAGCAUGCCAGACAGGACAUUGAGCAAGGGACAAAUAACUGAUGAUCUUUUUAAUGGAGAGAAGAAAGAAGACCCAUCAGCUUAUGAUCUCACCUCCUCAAACACCUCAGAUCUGCUGCGCCGCCUCCAGGGUGGAGACAAAGCCACAUCAGUCAGCUCAUCAGACGAGGACUCUGAUGAUGCCUCAAUUCCCUCCAAUGAAGAGCACAAGGAGAUUAUGGUUGGCUCCAUGUAUCAAGCAAAAAUCCCUCCAUUAAACCCAUAUAGCUACAGAGAGAGAGCCUACAGCGGCGAAGACCAGCUGCUGUGGAAACCCGGGCUAUUGUCAGUUCAGGAAGUGGAAGAGUUCUUACUGAAUGCACAGAGGCCUCGUGGCCAGGAGGGGGCAGUAUGCGCACAAGGGGCUACUGUUCAAGACAAUGAACAGGCACUGUAUGAGCUGGUAAAAUGCAACUUCAAUGCAGAGGAGGCACUGAGGCGAUUAUGUUUCAAUGUGAAAGUGUUCAGCGAUGAGCUGUGUUCUUGGAGUGAGGAGGAGUGCAGGAACUUUGAACACGGCUAUCGGGUUUAUGGUAAAAACUUCCACCUCAUUCAGGCUAAUAAGGUACGAACACGGUCUGUGGGAGAGUGUGUGGAGUAUUACUACAUGUGGAAGAAGUCUGAACGGCACAUUUACUUUACCCAACAGACCACUAGGCUGAGUCGGAAGAAAUACAGCCUGCAGUCAGGGAGCGUUGAGAAUGGAGACCAGGAUGGGGAGGGUGGGGAUCUCGAGGAAAGCAACAGUUCUUCAGGAUUGUUGUCACACAGUACCAUGAGCGCAGCACAGCUGGAGUCCCCAUUACCUCUUCACUCAAACCUGGACCUGAAAAAAGAAACUAAAAGUCACGAUGAUGAGCUGGUGAUGAGUCUGUCAGAACUAUGUGGUGAUGAAUGUCCUCAGCAGCUUUUUGAAUGUCCCUUCUCUUUCCCGUCCAUGGACAACCUUCGGGAUCCAGGCUCAGAAAGCUGUUGUCCCUCAUCUCCAGUCCAACUUCAGUCUCAACCCUUGGCUCAGAGCUCUCAGUGGGCCUGCCAGAGCUCACCGUCCCACCGUGAUGACCACGGCCUCCGAAGCUCCUGCUUCUACCAGCUACACAUGCAUGGCGAACAUUUUGCUUCUGAGGGCUCAGACUGUGGGACAGCAGGCGAGGGGGCUGACACCCCACAUAGGCUGCAGAUGGACUUUAGUCUGCCUUCCGCCCCACCUUCUUCAUCUGUUUUUUCAUCACACUUCCAGGUAUUUGGCAGCCUGCUGCACCCCUCACCUAUCCAGCAUCCUCGCUCUUUGACACAGUGAGGGGACUUGGAAAGAUCUCACCAUAAUAGAACUCUUUCCAAUUUGUUCUGGGUAGAUUUCUUCACACUGGGGUCAAAGAAACCAGGACAAAACGUGCAUUUACCUAACUUUUGAAGACAUUUUGGAACUGCUGUGUUGAGGCCCACCUGUCCAUCAUGUGGUUGGCACAUGCAGCUUCUGUCCACUGUGGAAUGAUGAUCACUACUUUCAGACAUUUAUCAUCUGUAUAUCUAACCGUUUAUUUCCACAGUCUGCACCAGGGCAGCUCUGCUGUUUGGCUACAGUGAAUAUUAAAUUGUAAAAGCACACUGUCCACUUUUAAUAAUGACAAUAAUGGCAACUGUAACAACUUCUCCUUUGUUUUCUUAUCAGAAAGGAAAGGCUUGACUUUUCUAUGUUCAUAUUACUCAGAACAGUAACUGCUGCUGUUAUUUCAGAUGUGUCAUAUGUUUAAAAAUCAGCUUUGUAAAAUAAAAUUGAAACUUCAAAUCUCCUCAUCUAAAUCUGUAACUAGCUCUCCUUCUGUCCUCCUAUGUGGCUGCUUUCUCUGCGCUGCCUUUCUGUAGAUUUCACAGCACCUGGAACAAAUUGUAUUGUGUACGCCUGAUUAGUAUGUGGAGCCAUGUAGGAUUAACAAGAACUAUUUUGCAAUAUUCAGUUGUUUUUUUUGUUUGUUUGUUUGUUUGUCUGUUUUUUUCUUUCAUAUUAAUAGAAGUUAUUGAUUCGUGCACUUCCUUGAAGCUUUUACUUUAAAAUGUGUAAAAGUUCCGUGCUUUAUCAGUAACUUCUCAUUUUUAGGGUGUUAAAUUAAAAUCAACCAGAAAGGACACAAUGAAAAUGAAAAGUGCAGCAAAUUCCUGUUAUAGCAUGUAAAAACUGUUCCUCAGGCUUUGUAAAUUUGGAUCGCCAAGAUAAAUUGUGUGUGUGAUCCUUCUGAACAGGUAUAACACUGUUUAUCCAGUGAGAAAUAUGGUUGUUUUAUUAUUUAGUGAAGAAAUCACCCAUCCUUCGCUUAACAUUUACUACUAAAACUGCUUGUUGUUUCUACCUGUCCUUUAUUAAAACAGUUUAUUAGAAAGACAGGUGUUUUCUAACAAGCCUCUAAAGCAUUUUAGUGGAUCAGAUUAUGUUUCAGAUUUGAGAUAAUUUUGUUUUCAAUUCAAAUUACAUAAACCACAUCUUGUUUCAAUUACCUAGUUUGCUUUGUGAGAACAAAAUCUACAUGAAAAUCAUAUAUUUAAAAGCCUAUAGCAAAACAGUAACAAGACUCAGGUAACACCUUGUGAGUAAAGAUUGAAGUGAAGGGGGUAAUAUUUCAGACUGGGACAAGUGGCCAUCAGUAAUUAUUGUUGCUUAUUUAUACAGUAAUAAAGAGAUGCAUAUCUGUUACUUUACCUCCUACUGGCAGUGUUUGGUUGUUUCAGAAAAUUAUGUAUUUAUGCAUUUCCUCACAUUUGUAUGUCUCUACAUUUUAAUGAACCUCUAAAGAGGUAAAGAAAAGUCCUUCUUGGGGAGAUGAUUUAGAUCCACUUUUCCAUCCUCUAUUUUCUCUGCAUUUUCUCUGUAAAUGUUUAAUCUUUUCCUGUCACCUUUAAAAAAAUAAGUCAGUUUCCAAUCAGUUUUUGUAUGGACUUUGUUUACAUGCAGGGUUUUCCAGGUUAGGCUACCAAGGCAGGUUAAGGAGUACAAGUCACUGCCUUUUGUUUAUUCUUUAUUUUGACUUUUUUUUUUUUUUAGCUAUUUCUAUAUUGUACUGCUUCCAUUAUGUUUAUUUCAAAUUGUUAUAUUUUUAAAGAAAAAUAAAUGAAUUCACCAGUGGAAAUACUUACAUGUAUUGUUGCUGUAUGAGUUACUUUGAUGGCUUGGGAAACCUGUGAGAAUAGUCUUUUAAUGUUAUGAGUGAAAUUGUAAAGUGUUGGCAAUUUCAUGUAAAGGUUAUACCAGGAGAAAGUGAAAAUACAAAAGAUG